ACUGAAAUUAAUUAGUCGAUUUGUUAAAUUACAAUAAACACGCGUACGGGUGUUGACUAAGGAGGGAGGAGAUCGUAAGCUGCACAACGGUUACAAGAUAAAGUGGCCAUUAAAUACAGCCCUUGUAGACGUUUACUUUAACGAUGAUAGCUGUGUCGGGAGGAAGCGAUCUGGAAUCAAUGAUUUCCCGGUCCGUCCCGGACGACCGAGGAAUGUCGGGAAGGAAUGGCGGAUCUCUAUAAUGGAGACACACCCACCUCGGCCUGUCCUGAACUUUAGUUCUGAUAAGGGCGCCUUCUGUCGUUAUCAGAUCAGAGUUACUCCGUGAUGACGACACAUUAGUAUAUACAGUAGACGGUGUGUCAGUACUUAUAUAGUCACCAUGAGAUUUUACAGGUUCUUCACCCUUCUCUGUGUUGCUGCAGUGUGUCGGGUAGAAGGAAUAGCAAAUCCAACAACUGAAUCAAAUCCAACAACAACAACAUCUACAGCAACAACACCGACGACGCCGACGAAACCAACAGAAUCCACUACUACAUCACAGAAGACAACAACAACAAUACCCACGACAACAACAACACCCACUACAACGACAACAACACCCAAUACAACAACAACAACAACACCCACUACAACAACAACAACACCCAAUACAACAACAACACCCACUACAACAACAACACCCACUACAACAACAACACCCAAUACAACAACAACAACACCCACUACAACGACAACAACACCCACUACAACAACAACAACACCCAAUACAACAACACCCAAUACAACAACAACACCCACUACAACAACAACAACACCCAAUACAACAACAACAACACCCACUUCAACAACAACAACACCGACGACGACAACAAGAACAGACUCGUCAUCAAACUCGUCGACUACAAUAACUGCAGUUCCGUUAGGAUCAGUUCAAACACAGCCUAGUAUUUCCACCCAGGGACCAACACCCUCGCCUACUAUCCAGACAUCUGAACGCUCUACAACCCAACAGCCAAGUAUUUCCGGACCCACCACACAGGCACCCACGUCAACUUCCGGACCCUCUUCUUCGACCUCUGUUCCGGUGACGCCGGCCGCCAGUUCCUCGCCUAACUACGACCACGAGUUGGCCAUUAUCUUCGGUGUGAUGUUUGGACUGAUGGUUCUGGCGGUGUUUAUCUUCUGUGUGUACCGGUGUUACAAAAACGACCAAAAACAGGCCUACAUGGAGGGAGGAGGAGACAUUUCCAUCAAAAUGUCCAAGUUCUGACGAUUGUGAUAAACUUGUGAGAGAGAUUCGCUGAACUUAAAUGUAUGAGUGAUGGACUUGGACUUACGAUAUUGCUGAAUGGAUUUAUGUGUAAAGUAGACGGCUGUGAGGUAUUGUUCAUCAGUGUUUACAUGCAUGUAUUUUAUUUAUAUAAGCCAUGUGGAUAGCUUUCAAGGAUUUAUUUUGUGCAUUAAUUUUGACAACCGUGUGACUGGCGAUUCCCAUGUGUCAAAAACUGAAAAACGUGCCUGAAAAUAGUGAUGAAAUAUUUGUUUGAUGUUGAAUUUUGUGUUUAUACACAGUUACAUGUAUAAUAUUGUUCGAUCUUACGACAACAAGGGUAGACAACGUUGUUCUUCUUUUUAUAUAUAUAUAUAUAUAUAUAUCAAUCUGCAUUUCUAUAUUUGACCCCUAUAAGAGAGGGGAUGGAAAUUUAACAAUUUUAAAAGGAUUUCAUUGCAUUUGUAAUGAUAAAAGAGAUAUGCCAAA
Messenger RNA from Magallana angulata, 1762 nucleotides. RefSeq lists its product as uncharacterized. NCBI's taxonomy places the organism in Eukaryota, Metazoa, Mollusca, Bivalvia, Ostreida, Ostreidae. The record is from RefSeq and is a predicted model, not a curated record. The transcript has 2 exons. The coding region runs from base 383 to 1273 and encodes 296 amino acids.